Branchiostoma belcheri (Belcher's lancelet) is the source of this 2214-nucleotide messenger RNA. RefSeq lists its product as uncharacterized. The record is from RefSeq and is a predicted model, not a curated record. NCBI's taxonomy places the organism in Eukaryota, Metazoa, Chordata, Leptocardii, Amphioxiformes, Branchiostomatidae. The transcript has 6 exons. Gene Ontology annotation, molecular function: metal ion binding; NAD+ poly-ADP-ribosyltransferase activity. Bases 66 to 2099 code for a protein of 677 amino acids.
GCCAUGCUAAAACUGUGAAGCAAGGAGGUUGCUCCGUUUCACACUGAAAAAAAGCAGUUUAAAACAUGUCUGAGAAGAGCGCUAGAGGCGGAGCGGCCAGGGGGAACCGUGGGAGGGGUAGAGGGAGGGGUACCCGCGGGGGCACCGGCCGCAACCCGGGAGGAAGCGUAGCCCCGGGGGCUGGGGCGAACCCUCAGUUCACCACGGACCAAGUCGUGGCCAUGGUAAAAGCUUUGUCUACAUCCCAGGCCUCCCUUAGUGCCGCAAUAGAAACAGAAGAACAGUUUGAAGAAGAAGAGGAAGAAGAAGAAGAAGGAGACACCAAGAAGGGUGGAGGAAAGAAAGGUAGAAAGCAAUCAAAGCAAGAGAAAGAGCCACCAGCAAAAAUUAGCGCCAAGGAGGGGAGGAUCAUUCGAGAGCUGGUCUCAAUCCUGUUCGACAAGUCUGGUGAUGUCCCGGUCGUGAAGUUGCAACAAGAAGCCAAGAAAGUCAGCAAUCGUCAAGAGUACCAGGAUCCAGGGAAACUGGCCACUUUCCUGCAUAAGCACGACUUCUUUCAGACCAGGUUGAACAAAGAUGGCGUCAUGUUGGUCAAAGUGAAGCGUGACGUCACCCUGUGUGGAAAGUACACCGCAUCAACAUGUAAAGAAGACGGCUGCGCACAUUUCCACCUGUGUCGUCAGUACGCGUCUGGACAGGGCUGUUCUAACGGGCUCAGCUGCCGGUAUUCCCACAACCUGAAAGAUGACCAUAACAUUGUUGUGUUACAGGAAAAUUUCUUGGAUGGCUUGGCAGAAGCGCAGGUUCUCUCUAUGAUCACCAAACCGGAGAAAUCCAAAGGAAGCUCCAAACCUGCAAAGAAAGCCAAGAAGGAUGAGGGGACACCUCCUACGGAAGUCCCUCCAUCGACGACGUCCAAAGGAGGCUCCAAACCUGCAAAGAAACCCAAAAAGGAUGAGGGGACAACUCCUACGGAGGUUCCUCCACCGAUGGCUUCGAAAGGAGGCUCCAAACCUGCGAAGAAACCAAAGAAAAUGAAGGAUGAAGGGACACCUCCUACAGACGUCCCUCAGCCAAUGACGCGACAAGAAGAGUUAAAACGUCUGCCGCGAGUUUGCCACUUUUACACCACCGAAGGCAAGUCCUGCAAAAACGGUCCAGCAUGCACUGCGGGCCUCCACGUCUGCACGUUCUACCUGACCGGCAGUUGCAGCCGCAAACCGUGCCAACUGUCGCACAACCUCUUCGACCCUCAACCGAGAGACUUGCUCAAGAAGAGCGGGCUCCUGGGUAAGCCAGGAAAGUACAUCGUCGGCCUGUACAAAGAGAAAUUCGAGGCUAAGAUUCAGAAGAAGGAAAAGCAAGAAAAGAAGGACCAGCAAGCCCCACCGACCGAGGACUCGAGCAAGAGUGAUCCCGGAAUGCCUGAACCCAAACCUUCAACCGAGUCGACGCACGAUGACGUCACGUCAAUGCCGGAACACUGGGAACCAAUGGGAAGUCCCGAGGGUGGUUUUAUGCCGCUAGAAAACGGCUUUGUACUAGCGGAGAUUCCCCCAACUGGAAAGGAGAUGAGCGACAUUAUGUCCGCCUUCUACCAGACACUGCACAGCUCCAAGGUUCACUCCAUCAAACGAGUGCAGAACUUCUAUCUGUGGGACAUGUACUGCAAGAGAAAGAAUCAGAUGAAAAGGCAGAACAACAGCCAGUUCCCGCUGGAACUCCGUCUCUUCCACGGCACUAACCAGGAGGCAGUCUCCCCCAUCUGCCGUCAGAACUUCGACUGGAGGUUGAGCGGGCACAACGUCGGCCAGCUCUUCGGGCAGGGGAGCUACUUUACCGCCAAUGCCAGCUACGCGAGCGCGUACUCCCAGCCUAGCUAUCCUACUGGCCACCGGUAUAUGUUCUUUGCUAAAGUCCUUGUGGGGAGGUAUGCAAAGGGAGAGAGUUCUUACCGUCGACCUCCACCCUUGAAUGAGUAUGAUCCGUACGGACUCAGCUACGAUAGCUGUGUCGAUGAUGAGAACAGUCCUAACGUUUUUGUUGUGUUCGAGUCGACCCAGUGCUAUCCAGAGUAUCUCAUUGAAUAUUCAUACUAGUACUGAGCUAUGAGGAAACUUAGCUAACGUUGCUGAAAUGAGUGACUUGUUUAUUCAACUUGUGUUGCAAGAAUUAAAAAGCAUCAGUCAAGAUCAUACUCGAAGCUAAUCAAGU